UUCGUUGUAUGGUUAGUCACCAGUAUAUACGAUUGAGCAUAAUCUUUUAAUUACGUCAAUUUUGUGAUACGUUUAAUAUUAUUAUCAGUGAUUAUUGUCGUUAAGAGAAACAUUUUUUAAUGAAAUCGAUAACUUAAUCUAUUUUUAUAGAUGCAGUAAAAUAAUAUAACGAAGAAAGUGAUAAAAAUUGUUCAUUCAGUGAAAUCGAUUUAGACAUGCACCAAACAAAGUGAUUGUACAACUUAUUGUUCAUAUCGUACAUUAUUAUAUUAAGUCAAGGUCAAUUUUUUUGUAGUGUAUUAUUUUCCUCAAUGUGCCAAUUGUGAUUUAUAAAAUAUAUAUUGUUUAUGAUAUUAAUUACAAUGGGUAUUGGCUUAAAACCAUUAGAAUUUACUGAUUGUCUAACAGACAGUCCGUAUUUUCGUGAAAAUUUACAUUAUCAUGAGCGUGAAUUAGACAAAACAAGCCAACAAAUAAAACGACUUGUUAAAGAGGUCAAGGAUUUGUUAAUUGCUGCUAAAAAUUUGUCUAGAGCCCAGAGAGCAUUUUCAAAAACACUUCAAAACUUUAGUUUUGAAUGUAUUGGAGAAACACAGACUGAGGACGAAAUACAUAUAUCUCAGAGCCUUAAGGAAUUUGGUAAACUUAUAGCAUCAAUUGAAGAUGAAAGAGAUAACAUGCUUGAACGUGCUUACGAUCAAAUCAUCUUACCUUUGGAGAAUUUUAGAAAGGAACAUAUUGGAGGAGUUAAAGAAGGAAAGAAAAAAUUUGAAAAGCAAACUGUUAAAUUCUGUCAAAGUCAAGAACGCUAUUUAAACUUAUCAACUAAAAAACAAGACAAUGUGCUUCAAGAGGCUGAUGCUACACUUGAUAUGGCAGAGCGACACUUUUGUCAAGCUAGUUUAGAGUAUGUUUUUUUGUUGCAAGAAGUUCAAGAAAGAAAAAAAUUCGAAUUUGUUGAAACGCUGUUGAGUUUCAUGUUUGGAUGGUUGACUUUUUAUCACCAAGGACACGAAGUUGCAAAGGACUUCAAACCUUAUAUGACAGAAUUACAAUUGAAAAUACAAAAGACUAGAGAGAAUUUUCUUGCCACCCGGGAUAAAACUGAAUCACUUAUGAAUAAAAUGAAGGACAUGAAAAAGUCUGCAGUUGAAACUGGUAUAAGUAAAUUGAAUUCCCGUGAAGGAUAUUUAUUCCUUAUGGAAAAGAAGGCUUUUGGUGCAACAUGGACAAAGCAAUAUUGCACAUAUCAAAAAGACAAAAAAGAAUUUACAAUGAUACCAUAUAAUCAAUUAACUGGGAAAUUUAGUAAUAAAGAAACACUAAUAUUAGCAAGUUGCAUUCGUCGUAUGUCUGAUACGAUUGAAAAACGGUUUUGUUUUGAUAUUACUGCUGUUGAUAAACCAGGUGUUACGUACACUUUUCAAGCGCUAUCUGAAGAAGAUAGACGACUUUGGAUGGAUGCAAUGGAUGGAAAAGAACCAUUUUUCAAUUUACAGGCAUAUUGUUUACAAGGUUCAUCCAUAAAAUCUGAAGAAAAUAUUUUAGAUGAAAAUGGUUAUGCUUUUGUAGCUAAAUGUAUUACUGCUCUUGAAGAUAGAGGCUUGGAAGAACAAGGACUGUAUCGUGUAGUAGGAGUGGCAUCGAAAGUAAAUAAAUUAUUAUCCAUGGGAUUGGAUAAAAGGAAAUUAGAUAAACUUAAUCUUGAAGAUAAAUUUGAGUGGGAGAGUAAAACAAUCACUAGCGCACUUAAAACUUAUCUAAGAACAUUAUCCGAGCCAAUAAUGACAUUUCGCUAUUACAAUAGUUUUAUAAUAGCUGCCAAAUCUGAAUCAAGAGAAUCACGUAUACUUGAUAUACACACUCUUGUUUAUCGAUUACCAAAAGCUAACUUUAAUAUUUUGAUGUUACUCAUCAAACACCUCCGAAAUGUUGCAAAUAAAUGUGAAAAAAAUUUGAUGACAAUUGGAAAUUUAGCAGUAUGUUUUGGACCUACUCUAUUACGUCCUGAGGAAGAAACUGUAGCAUCAAUUAUGGAUAUUAAAUUUUAUAAUAUCGUAGUUGAAAUAUUAAUCGAAAAUUAUGAAAGAAUAGCAUCCGGGCCACCACAUGAAUUUACACGAUCUUCCCAAGUUUCAUCUCAAAAUUCAAUAAGCGCAUCAACAACAAGACUUGAUCAAGAAGAAAUUCAAGGUGCAACUGGCAAUGGGAAUGCUAUUAAUCGAUAUAGUAUACAUACUGCUAUUCCAGUUUCCCACUCUCAUCUCGUAACCAGGUCUUUUUAUGAUGGUCCAUCUGUUGUAACAAAACCAAUACCUGAUGAUCGCAAUGGUGAUUUAGAAGAUCUUGAGCAUGGAAUUCAACGUCUACCUCUGUAUUCUGACACUAGAAUAGGUCGAGGAAAAUUAACUAAUUCAAGUUAUAUAUAUCAUUCAACUGAUAAAGUACUUGGUAGUGGUAAUACAAGUAGUUCAAGUGAAUCAGUAUCAUCAGACUCUCAUCUUUUUACGUCAGACUUACCAUUAAAACAUAAACGAGGACCUAUGAUGGGUAUGCAUUAUCCAUCUGGAUACGCACAACGUAGUAAUCCUUCAAUAUCUAUGUCUAAUACUUCUCCAACAAGCGGUCGAUCGAGUCCAGGACAGACAUCAGGGAUAUGGAGAGUCCGAACUCUUUAUGCUUGUAUGGCAGAAAAUGAUGGAGAGCUUUCAUUUGAGCCUAAUCAGAUUAUAACAAAUGUUAAACCAUCACUUGAGCCUGGUUGGCUAGAGGGUACUUUGAAUGGAAAAACAGGACUUGUACCAAAAAAUUAUGUGGAACAACUACCCUAAUAGCGAGUAUACCAAAGACAUAAUUAUUAUUAUACAAGCGUUUUUGAUAUAUUUUAAGAAAAAAAAAAACAUUCCUACAAGUAUUUAUUUAUAAGGUAAAUAUAAGUUUAAAAUUAUCGUGUGAUGAUUGUUAAGAAUUUUGAUAAUUAAUUACAUAACAUGUAUUUAAUUGAUGGGAGCACAAUGAGCCCAAAGAAUAUAUACGUUGACUGUAUAUAAUUAUUAAGUUCAUACUGAUAGUUUGAUAUUUUAUAAAUGAUUAAUUUUUAAUAAUUUAUAUAUUAAUACAAUUAUUAAUAUAUUUCGAAUGACUUUUAAUAUGUAAAUAUGUUGUGUAUAUACAUACGACAUAUUUCAUUAAAUAAUAAAUUCAAUAGGCAUUUUAAGAUAAA
This is a messenger RNA of Chelonus insularis, 3223 nucleotides long. It is a transcript of the gene Graf, whose product is annotated as GTPase regulator associated with FAK. The record is from RefSeq and is a predicted model, not a curated record. The transcript is spliced from 18 exons. Lineage: Eukaryota; Metazoa; Arthropoda; Insecta; Hymenoptera; Braconidae. Gene Ontology annotation, biological process: signal transduction. Gene Ontology annotation, cellular component: cytoplasm. Gene Ontology annotation, molecular function: GTPase activator activity; protein binding. Bases 348 to 2831 code for a protein of 827 amino acids.